ACUCAAAUUUGCAUUAUAUCAAUAAUAAUAAUCAUAAUAGAAAAAUUAAGGGUUCCAAAGAACAAUUGAGGAUUCAAACUUCGGCGGUUGCAUUGCAAACUGCAAUCGCAAGGGACUUCUUCGAGUCUUCAAGGUUUAUCCUCUGCUAAUCAUGGCGACCAGGCUUAUGUUUGAGAAUUCAUGUGAAAUUGGGGUUUUCUCCAAGCUCACUAAUGCUUACUGCUUGGUUGCAAUUGGUGGCUCUGAGAAUUUCUACAGUACCUUUGAAACUGAAUUAGGUGGUGUCAUUCCGGUUGUUAAAGCAUCUAUUGAUGGCACUCGCAUUAUUGGUCGUCUAUGUGCUGGAAACAAAAAUGGGCUUCUUGUACCACACACCACUACUGACCAAGAACUCCAGCACUUGAGGAAUAGCCUACCUGACCAAGUUGUUGUUCAACGUAUACAAGAGAGACUGUCUGCUCUGGGGAAUACAAUUGCUUGUAAUGAUCAUGUUGCUCUCACACAUACUGAUCUUGAUCGGGAAACUGAAGAGCUUAUUGCUGAUGUUCUUGGAGUAGAGGUCUUUAGGCAGACAGUAGCGGGCAAUGUUCUGGUGGGAAGCUACUGUAGCUUCACAAAUAGGGGUGGCUUGGUUCAUCCACACACAUCUGUUGAAGAUUUGGACGAGCUGUCAACCCUUCUUCAGGUCCCUUUAGUUGCUGGAACCGUGAAUCGUGGAAGUGAAGUGAUUGCUGCUGGAUUGACAGCAAAUGACUGGACUGCAUUUUGUGGUUCGGAUACCACUGCCACUGAGUUAUCAGUCAUCGAGAGCGUUUUCAAAUUGAGAGAGGCUCAACCAAGUUCCAUUGUUGAAGAAAUGAGGAAGUCGUUAAUAGACAGUUAUGUGUGAGGAGUCUCUUCUACUACACCUAAGAUCUUGAAAGCAAUUAAUUGUCAUUACUCUUGUGUUCUUUUCCUUCUAUUAUAUUUAACAACUUGGUGAGUAUGAAAUUCGACCAAGCAAUUAGUGUUUUGGUUAAAAUUUAUACCCGUAUUUGCUAUUAUAAAUCUGUUCUAUAUUUGUAAUGAUCAAACAAAAUAUUAAGGCUACCUACUACUCGAGUAACCGAAAGGCGAGGAACAGGAAAUAUUAUUCAUAAGAAAAUGUUGAAUUACAUUGUC
Benincasa hispida (wax gourd) is the source of this 1161-nucleotide messenger RNA. RefSeq names its product eukaryotic translation initiation factor 6-2. NCBI's taxonomy places the organism in Eukaryota, Viridiplantae, Streptophyta, Magnoliopsida, Cucurbitales, Cucurbitaceae. The record is from RefSeq and is a predicted model, not a curated record. Gene Ontology annotation, biological process: cytosolic ribosome assembly. Gene Ontology annotation, molecular function: ribosome binding.